Molecule: messenger RNA, 1324 nt
Organism: Lotus japonicus
Lineage: Eukaryota; Viridiplantae; Streptophyta; Magnoliopsida; Fabales; Fabaceae
Product: E3 ubiquitin-protein ligase AIRP2-like
Exons: 5
Coding region: 326-1096 (256 amino acids)
Biological process (GO): protein ubiquitination
Molecular function (GO): ubiquitin protein ligase activity
Source: RefSeq, a predicted model, not a curated record
UGCUAAUACGCAACGCAUCGUGUGUCAAACGGCAUUCCUUACUUCACCCACCGCAACACCCAAAAACCAAAACCCAACGACACUCAUAUGAAGCAUCCCCAUGGUUCAUACUUCAAACUUUAUCAUCGAAAAGUUAAACCCUUUAUCUCCUCUUCGUCAAUUCAAUUGCUCACUUAUUUCUUUGAUUGAAACUAAGACAAGGGUGUCAAAAAGAACUUGAUCAUUUUCACAGAAGGAGGAAACGUUCUCUGCUUUCUCCGUGACCCAUUUGAUUCUCUGCUUCAGCUUUUCAUUUCAUCAAGUAAAGGCAAAAAAUAAGAAAAGGAUGGCUAUGAUGGCAUACCAACUUUCUCGGUUACCUUACCAAGAUUCCCUCAAAUUACUCGAAGCUGAUAUACAACACGCCAAUGCUUUGGCUGCUGCAAUUCCCACAACAAAGGGUGGGUCUCUUCUUCAGAUGAAAUUGGUUUGCAAUCAAUUGGCUCCUCUUUUUCUAUUGUUUCUGCAAUGGAUAGAUUGUUCUUGUUCAGGGUUUCUGCAUAGGUAUCUUGACCUCUUCCACAUAGUUAUAUACAAGGUAAACAGUGAUGGUCGAUCAAUAAUGUCCACUCAUAGAAGAAAGGCAACCAUUGGGGACUUUUAUGCCGUUAUAUUGCCAUCUCUCCAGCGGCUUCUUGGUAGCUUUGAUAAGUCUGAGCUUUCUGAUCAAGGGCCAUCAAGCAUAGAAGGUUCAAGAUAUGGCAAAAAGGUGAUUGAAGGAGAUGAGAAACUAACCAAUGUUGAUUUGCAAAGGGAAGAUGAAUGUGGGAUUUGCUUAGAGCCUUGCACCAAAAUUGUGCUGCCUUAUUGCUGUCAUGCCAUGUGUAUAAAAUGCUACUGCAAGUGGAACAGAAAGUCAGAGUCUUGCCCUUUUUGCCGCAGUAGCUUGAGGAGGGUUAAGUCGGAGGAUCUAUGGGUACUAACUUGUAAUGAAGAUGUUGUUGAUGCUGAAACAGUUUCUAGGGAGGACCUGUUGCAUUUUUACCUCUAUAUCAACAAGCUUCCUAAAGACCACCCAGAUGCUCUUUUUCUAAUGUAUUAUGAGUACCUGAUUUAAGUUUUUACAUAAUAAGAAGAAAAAAAAUUGUACAGGUAGGAAAGUACUCCAGACCCACAAUUGUAAAUAGAGUCUAGUAAGGAAAAAAAAUACUCUGGUCAUAUCUCUAGUAAGAGAUGUUCCUGGAUUUUUAGCCCUGAAGAACCAUGUUCUUACUACUCCAAUGAGUAUGAUAUACCUCCUACUGCUCUCAGAAUUAAUUUGAAAUUCCUUGUUUGAAUAGCUAAA